AUGGUGGUGGUGGUGGUGGUGGGGGGUGACAGUGCUGCUGUUCCGGUUCCAGAUAUCGGUGUUGACUGCGAUGACCCAAAUAUUUUUAAGGCAGUAGAUGAAGCACUGAGAUACUACAAUGAUGCUAAAGAAGAUGGGAACCAAUUUCUUCUGUUCAGAGUAACAGAUGCCAAACAAAGGAAUGAUGAAAAUGGUCAGAUACAUUAUUUUCUUGAUUAUGAAAUACGUGAAGGCUCAUGCACAGUGAAGAGCAUGCACAGUUGGCAAGAUUGCCAGUUCCAGGCACAUACACCAGAACAGGGAAAAUGUUCAGCACAUCUCCUUAUCAACACAGAAAAGAAGAUCCGGACUGUUGUGUCGCAAACCUGCAGUGUCAGUAAAGUGCCACUGGAACCAUAUGUGACUGCUGUUCAUCACCAGUGCCUUGGUUGUCCUUAUCCAAUAGACACAAACAAUGAAGAGGUUCUGCGAUUCGUACACAUCGCUAUUGAAAAAAUGAACAGACAGGGGAGUCAUCUGUACUACUUUGAUUUGGACCAAAUAGUAAAUGCCACCCGCCAGGUGGUGGGUGGAUGGGACUACAUCAUAAACUGUGUGGUUAGAAAGACAAACUGCUCUAAAAUGGAUUUUAAAACCAAAGAUUCAAAUGAAUGCAAACUUGACAAAGAAGGGGAAACAGGUGAGUGUGAACUCCAGGUAUCUGAAACUCCUGAUGGCCAAGUAAAUGAUAUCAUCUUAAAGUGCACAUCACAAGCUGGAGUUUGCCUUAACUGUCCUUUAAAUGUGGAUUCUGAUGAUGCUGAGCUUCAGAAUUUACUAAGCCAAGUUAUAGAUGAGUACAAUUCCAACAUUAAUGUUACAAAUCUGCACAAGCUUAACCAAGUGAUAAAGGCAACAAAACAUGGGUUUCAAGAACAGAUAUAUGAAGUGUUGUUUUCUAUGAUGCCAACCGUAUGCUCCAAACCUGACCACACCAUACUGGGAGACGAAUGUAACAAUUUAGAAAAUGCAUCUCCACUAUCCUGUGAUACCACAAUUAAGGUUACAGACAAGAGGAUUAAUGUUCAUUCAGGUCCUGUAUGUGUAGAACAACAAGCGUUAAUAAUGCGCCUAAGUGGCCUAUCUCCUCUACGUAUGAGCAAAAAACCUGACCAAGCUGAAACAAAUCUGCAACAGCACACCAAAGGUAAGAAUAAAGGCCAGCACAAGGGACGCAAACAAGAACAAAAGGGAAAAUCAGACAAAAAAAGAAAGCACAAACAUGAUGAUGAAGAUGAGUCUUCAGAGGAGGUGGAUGAAAGAGGAAUUAAUGUGAAUAUGAAAGAAGAUUCACACCAGGUUCUGGAUUUGCCCAGUGCUCAACCUACUGUACCAAGCAAAGAGGCAGUCCCAAAAGAUAUUGAAGAAAAAUCAAAUCUAGAGCUUCCAUAUGUUCCAAAAUGUCCUGGCAAGCUUUGGCAACCAAGAAGCUUGACUACAACAGUCAAAACAUUCACCGAUGAUGAUCUUGCAUUUGCUGCUGCUGAUUUUAAGCCUUUGCCAGAAAAAGAAGAAGAACCGAGUAAACCUUACACCCCAAAACAAAUUCCAUUCUUCGAUGAUGAAGACCUGUUACUAUAA
Nanorana parkeri is the source of this 1620-nucleotide messenger RNA. RefSeq names its product kininogen-2-like. Gene Ontology annotation, molecular function: cysteine-type endopeptidase inhibitor activity. The record is from RefSeq and is a predicted model, not a curated record. Gene Ontology annotation, biological process: positive regulation of cytosolic calcium ion concentration; negative regulation of endopeptidase activity; negative regulation of blood coagulation. Bases 1 to 1620 code for a protein of 539 amino acids. The transcript has 11 exons. Gene Ontology annotation, cellular component: blood microparticle; extracellular region. Lineage: Eukaryota; Metazoa; Chordata; Amphibia; Anura; Dicroglossidae.